Messenger RNA from Striga asiatica, 438 nucleotides. The record is from the annotation of a GenBank genome assembly. NCBI's taxonomy places the organism in Eukaryota, Viridiplantae, Streptophyta, Magnoliopsida, Lamiales, Orobanchaceae.
UCUCAUCGAAUUUACACGACUUGCAAAGCCUUCCACAAACGAAUAAAAUUUUCACAAACAAAUAAUAUCUUCACAAUCCAAACUUACUAUUCCUCAAAAGAUGAAACCUCAUUCCUCUCAAAGAACAGGCCCGUGGGCCCGUCAUCAGGCAGCAAUGCUAGCCUCACCGGGCUUUCACCUCCUUCCUCCACAGUCAACAAACCAAUACUGAGAAACGCAGUUAAUCCGAAAGCUCGGGUUUUUUCGAGCCAGGACCCUUGUGUAAGCAUUCAUGGCUGCUUUCGAGACUCUAUAUGCACUGAAAGAGGCCAGCCUUUAGCCUCUAACAAACCUUGUUUGAAGUCUUCAAGGAACAUUUUUACCACAUCAUCGAUUUUCUCCUCUGUAAGAUUUUCAGCAUCUUUGAGUAUUUCUUUAGCCCAUUCGCUGGGUAUAUUC